Molecule: messenger RNA, 2111 nt
Organism: Belonocnema kinseyi
Lineage: Eukaryota; Metazoa; Arthropoda; Insecta; Hymenoptera; Cynipidae
Product: apoptosis-inducing factor 3
Exons: 7
Coding region: 208-1893 (561 amino acids)
Cellular component (GO): cytoplasm
Molecular function (GO): flavin adenine dinucleotide binding; 2 iron, 2 sulfur cluster binding; oxidoreductase activity, acting on NAD(P)H
Source: RefSeq, a predicted model, not a curated record
CCCCCAUCUUCACGUCGGAGUCCCACUGCACUGCUGUUCUAAUAAAUGCAAGAGAAAUUUAGGAAGUGUCAGAUUGUCAAAAUAGCAUAAUCAAAUUAUGUAAACAUUCUCUCUUGGAUUUCAGCUGUGUUAUCUCAUUGCGAUAGGACUUAUCGUCUAUUAAACCUCUUGCAGUCUUUACCGCUUGCUUUACUUGGAAGAGAAAAAAUGACAGGUAAACCAGAAAAAAAUGAUUACAUUGAAGAAGUCGUUUGCAAUGAAGAAGAUAUCAAAGAAAAUGAAAUGAAAAUAUUAUCGCUUGGGGAAGAUGGUGGAAAGAUUUUACUAAUCAAACAAAAAGGAGAACUACAUGCGAUUGGAACAAAAUGCACCCAUUAUGGAGCACUUUUGCAUACUGGAGCAUUAGGAGAAGGAAGAGUAAGAUGCCCAUGGCAUGGAGCCUGUUUCAGUAUUAAAACUGGCGACAUAGAAGAUUACCCUGGAUUGGAUUCCUUGCCGUGUUACCAAGUAAAAGUGAAUGACAAAGGUCACGUGCGUGUGCGGGCUCAACGUAAAUAUCUAGAAGCCAAUAAACGCAUAAAGGAGAUUUGUUCCUUCAAUCUUGAAAACUCAAAUACUGCAGUUAUCGUGGGUGGUGGUCCAGCAGGGGCAACCUGUGCAGAAAGUUUACGCCAGGAAGGCUUCACUGGACGUAUAAUAAUGAUCUGUAAAGAAAAAUCUUUACCUUAUGAUCGAGUUAAAGUGUCAAAAUCUAUGGAUUUGAACGUGAAAAAUAUUCUCUUAAGGCCUCAGAUAUUCUACGAUGAGUGUAAAAUAGAAACGCGUCUCGGUAUAGAAGCAACGAACUUGGACACUGAGCGUAAAGUUCUAACAUUGAGUAAAGAAGAGGAAAUUAAUUAUGUACAUUUAUUUAUUGCAACUGGUUGCAGACCUAGAUUCCCCGAUACUCCUGGUGUGGAUUUAAAAAAUAUUUUUGUACUACGAAAUUACACUGACGCAAAUGGUGUUCAUAAAGCGCUCUCUCCUAAUAAGAAUGUUGUAAUUCUGGGGACGAGUUUCAUUGGCAUGGAAGCAGCAGCUUUCUGUCUUGGUAAAUGUGCUUCUCUUACAGUGAUCGGAAGAGAAUCGCUGCCUCUGGAAGCAAUUUUCGGGGAUGAAAUUGGAAAGAGAGUAAAGCAAGAAUUUGAAUCUAAAGGUAUAAAAUUCAUAUUUAAGAACAGUAUUGAGAAAUUCCUACCGAAGGCGAAUGAUGAUAAAGUUCUGAGCCAAAUUAAACUGCAAGAUGGUACUACUUUACCUGCUGAUAUUGCAAUAUUAGGUAUUGGUUCCUUUUAUAAUACCGACUGGCUUAAAGCCUCUUCUAUUAAAAUGUUGGAUAACGGGACUGUGAAAGUGGAUAAGCACCUAAAAACGAAUAUAGAAAACAUUUAUGCGGGAGGUGACAUAGCAUUCGCUCCACUGAAUAUUUUUGAUGAUUCUGCUGCGAUAGGGCAUUACUCUUUGGCACACUAUCAUGGAAAGAUCGCUGCUUUGAACAUUUGCAGAAAGGAGACUGUACUAAAUUCCGUUCCAUUUUUCUGGACCACUUUAUUUGGAAAAAGCUACCGAUAUGCAGGGUACGGACGUCCAACGAGUAUGAAAGUACAUGGAUCCUUAGAAGACUUCAAGUUCUUCGCUUACUAUUUCAAAGAUGGUAAAGUAAUAGCGAUGAGCAGCGUUGGCAGAGAUCCAAUAGUCUCUGACUUUGCAAAUUUACUUAACGAAGGCAGGCUUUUGACACAGGAGGAAGUGGAGAAAUGUCCUACAGAGUGGAUGAGGAGCAAACCUAAAGACAUGCUUCUAUUUUCUCAACCUGAGAAAACAAGCGUUCCUCUUUCUGAAGCAAAUUCGUAAGACUUUUUUAAACUGAAUCUUAAAUUCGUACUUACUAUACUCUCGUCAAAAUCGUAAAAAGAUCAUUCAAGUUAAUAGAAUUAUUUCUAAGAGCACACUAGUUACCUCAUACACUGUUUGAACUACUACUGAUGAUCAAUGAGUUGGUGUGUCAUCAGAAAACCUGUAUAAAUAAACUCCAGUUUACGAUGUAAUAACUAAAAAUAAGAUUAUACUUA